AUGAGCUCUGAAGAGGACUAUUUCGAUGAGCUCGAAUGUGACCUUGCCGAUGAGAUUAAAGAGGAACAAGAGUACGUACAACUUAAAAGGGUUACUACAGUUAAUAGCCAAACAGAACAAUUAAAUCCAUCCGAAACCCUACUAGAAAUUAUAGGAUUAUUCAAGACAUUGACACACCUAAGUCCUGAUGGGUUGUCUCUAUCAGAGAUAUCCCAGGUUUUACCGAAAAUUGCCGAUAUAAAGAGAAUUUUACAACAAGAAAGAAUAGAUUUCAUAAAGCUGCUACCGUCUUUAAACGAAAUUGUUCCUCUUAUUAAGAACAAUAUUAAAUUGCUGCACAACUAUCUAAUUUUACUGUACAAAGGACGUUUUCCAGAACUAUCUUCAUUGAUACCGUCACCAUUACAAUACUCAAAAGUGAUAACCAUACUCGAAAAUGAAGAUUGGUCAAAAAAUGAAAGUGAUGAACUACUUUCACACUUGGAAAAAGAAGCAAAGCUGACCAAAGAACAGAUCCUCGUUUUGACAAUGUCCAUGAAGACAUCUUUCAAAAACAAGGAGCCAUUGAACAUCAAAACAGGGACGCAGAUUCUAGAAACCAGUAGCAUAUUGGAAAAUUUAUGGAGAUUACAGGAAGAUAUAGGUCAAUACAUAGCCUCAAAGAUAUCACUAAUUGCCCCAAAUAUGUGUCUUUUAGUCGGUUCGGAGAUAGUAGCCCAGUUAAUAGCACAUGCUGGAGGCGUCUUGGAGUUUAGUCGGAUUCCCAGCUGUAACAUUGCAUCUAUCGGGAAGAAUAAGCACCUCUCACAUGAGUUACAUACUUUAGAGAGUGGAGUACGACAAGAGGGAUAUCUUUUCACUUCUGAUCUUAUCCAAAAAUUUCCUGUUGCUAUUCAUAAACAAAUGCUAAGGAUGCUUUGUGCAAAAGUAUCACUGGCCGCAAGAGUUGAUGCAGGUCAGAAAAAUGGUGAUAGGAAUACAGAUCUAGCUCAGAAAUGGAAAACCGAACUAUCAAAGAAAGCUAGGAAACUAUCAGAGGCCCCGACCAUCGCUGAAACGAAGGCUCUACCUAUUCCGGAGGACCAACCCAAAAAGAAAAGAGCUGGAAGAAAAUUUAGGAAGUACAAGGAAAAAUUUAGACUAUCUCAUGUUAGACAGUUGCAAAAUAGGAUGGAAUUUGGCAAGCAAGAACAAACUGUUCUUGAUUCGUAUGGUGAAGAAGUUGGCUUGGGUAUGUCUAAUACUUCCUUACAGCAAGCCGUGGGAGCGAUACCAGGUUCGAGAAGACCUGCUGGUAAUCAAGCUAAACUAACAAAGGUAAUGAAGCACAGAAUUUCUGAAGCUAAUCAGCAAGCUGAUGAAUACCUGAUAUCGUUGGGCCAUAAUGCGGAGCACCCCAAUCUGUCGCUAGGAAUGGCCCAAAAGCACAAGAAACAGCACACCAAUCCAGAAGAAGAGACAAUUUGGUUUUCUCAUCAUCUUUAG
This is a messenger RNA of Saccharomyces paradoxus, 1485 nucleotides long. RefSeq names its product U4/U6-U5 snRNP complex subunit PRP31 (gene PRP31). Gene Ontology annotation, biological process: spliceosomal tri-snRNP complex assembly; mRNA splicing, via spliceosome. Gene Ontology annotation, cellular component: U4 snRNP; precatalytic spliceosome; U4/U6 x U5 tri-snRNP complex. The transcript has a single exon. The record is from RefSeq and is a predicted model, not a curated record. Lineage: Eukaryota; Fungi; Ascomycota; Saccharomycetes; Saccharomycetales; Saccharomycetaceae. The coding region runs from base 1 to 1485 and encodes 494 amino acids.